UCCAAAUACCUAAAAUAUUUGUAUCUGUGGGCCAAGGAGAGAAAAAAGGGGAUACAAGUUAUCUGUGAGAAGUUGGAGUUUGGGGCCAUUCCUUCCUAUGACCCACUGGAUAUUCUGAAGGUUUGUGAUGCAGCCUCAAUCCAGGAAUUGGCAAUAAACAUACGCUGGGAUAUAUAUACCCUUGCAUCACUAGCCCCUGGUGUGGGCCAGAUGAAAAACCUCCAGAAACUCCUUUUCAAGNAAAUCUACAUAUCUUGGGAUAGGCCUUGGGACCUAGAGAAGGAAGCCCAUAUUGUUUCAGAGAUNUUUUCNGAGUUCUCCAAACUGCAUAAGCUCCAGCAUCUCUAUCUGAAUGAUGUCUACUUCCUGACUGAACGCCUGGACUUAAUGCUCAGUUGCUUUGAGGGUCCAUUAGAGACCCUUGCCAUUACUCAUUGCACACUGUCAGAAUCAGACAUGAGUUAUCUGUCCCAGUGUCCAAGCAUCCACCAGCUCAAACACCUGGACCUGAGUGGUAUCACCUUGUUUUUAAGUCAUCCAUUCCUACAAAUCCUGCUAGAACGACUGACAGCUACUCUGCAGACAUUAAAAUUGAAGGGCUGUAAGCUCAUGGACUGGCAAAUCAGUGACCUCCUGCCUGUGCUGAGCCAGUGUUCCCAGCUCACUGAAGUUGAUUUUGUAGAGAACAUCUUUUCCAUGGACAGCCUGAAGAAGCUGCUGCAGCACACUGCCAACCUCACACAGCUGACCCUGGAGAAGUAUCCUGCCCCUGAUGAAGUCUAUGAUGACAGUGACGGCAUUAUUCCAGACAGAUUUGUGCAACUUUGUUCUGAGCUUCUGGACAUACUCAAGGGUGUAAGGAAGCCAAAGCAGGUCUACUUUGUGAGUAAGAGGUGUUUAUAUUGUCGGAAUUUCUAUGUCUACAGUUUUGUUGGGAAUAUAUAA
Mus caroli (Ryukyu mouse) is the source of this 945-nucleotide messenger RNA. Lineage: Eukaryota; Metazoa; Chordata; Mammalia; Rodentia; Muridae. The record is from RefSeq and is a predicted model, not a curated record.